AUGCCAGCAAGGCCACUUGACGUGCUGGGGGAUUAUGGUCUUUCGGCACGCACUGGAUUUCUGCCAGAAGAAGCGCCUCUGACUCGGCUGCCAGAUGAUUAUUAUGAACCAUGGGAAGAUUUGAUCCAGAAUCUUGCGCAGCUGGUUUCUAGCUACAAGAUCCGUUCAAGAAUCGACCAGUUACCCCUUCUCAAGACGUCGCGACUGAAGACGGAGGAAGAAUGGCGUCGAGCAUAUGUAAUAAUGGGAUGUUGUGUGCAAGCCUACAUAUGGGUAGGUGAAACGCCCUCGGAUCGUUUGCCACCCCAGAUCACAAUUCCUCUUCUGGAUGCUGCUUCUUACCUUGGGCUCGCUCCCAUGAAUACCUACGCCACGAUCGUUCUUUGGAAUUAUGGAUUGCUGCCUGGAGAGUCAGACCCAACGAACCCCUCCAAUCUGCGAAGCACCAACACCCUGACAGGUACUCGGACUGAGGAGUGGUUUUAUCUCAUUUCUGUUACUCUCGAGGCCAGAGGGGGUCCCAUCAUCACGGAGCUUCUUGAGUGCAUGUCUAGCGUCAGACAAGGCGAUGAUGCCGCGGUGGUGGCCUCACUGGAACGAACUGCGUGCCACAUAGUGGCCGUAGGAGCUCUGUUGAACCGCAUGUACGAGCAUUGCGAGGCUCAGCCAUUUUACUACGAUGUUCGCCCGUUGCUGUCAGGAACCAAAGGCCACGCCUCUCUUGGGCUACCUAAAGGAGUCUUCUACGAUGAGGGCGACGGCAAAGGAUCGUGGCGACAGUAUGCGGGCGGAAGUAAUGCGCAAAGCUCAUUGAUCCAGUUCCUGGACGUUGCAUUGUCGGUAAAGCAUCAUGCCACAGGCCAGGAUGGAACUCUGCGGCGUCCCUCGCCUUCCAACAGGGGGUUCAUCGAGGAAAUGCGGCAAUAUAUGCCGGGUCGACACCGAGACUUUCUCUGCCAUAUGGAGAAGCAAGCACAUAUCCGAGAAUACGCAAUGAGUACCGAAGUUAGCGACCCCAGGGUUCGUGCCGCGUACAUCGAAGCGGUGGCGGCGUUGACCCAGUUUCGCAAUAUCCAUCUAAGGAUUGUGGCCAGAUAUAUCAUUUCCCCAUCGCGACAACCAGUGCCUGAGAACUCAAAAUUGAAGGUCGGGUGGAACCUAGCCAAGACAGCUCCCAAUCAUAACGUAGGAGAAGAAGACGUAGCCAAGCUACAAGGCACAGGUGGUACCAAGUUGAUGGCCUUUCUCAAACAAACCCGAGAUGAGACUUCUAUGGCAGCCAAAUUUCCAGAAAUCGCGAGUCGGUAA
This is a messenger RNA of Exophiala spinifera, 1308 nucleotides long. RefSeq lists its product as uncharacterized. Gene Ontology annotation, biological process: 'de novo' NAD+ biosynthetic process from L-tryptophan. NCBI's taxonomy places the organism in Eukaryota, Fungi, Ascomycota, Eurotiomycetes, Chaetothyriales, Herpotrichiellaceae. Bases 1 to 1308 code for a protein of 435 amino acids. The transcript is spliced from 3 exons. The record is from RefSeq and is a predicted model, not a curated record. Gene Ontology annotation, cellular component: cytoplasm. Gene Ontology annotation, molecular function: metal ion binding; heme binding; indoleamine 2,3-dioxygenase activity.